GUGGCGACGGAGGAGAACCCGUAUGUGGUCAAUAUGGCGAAACGUUAGAGCGGAGCGUGUGUAUGGAUGUCAAAACUUCGUGAAAAAAGAGAGGCGCUUCCUUUCGAGCGAAUGUAGAUGAACAUACCAUGGAUUCUGACGAGAUUCACGGAGGCGCCGUCGAGGGGAAGGACGAGGAGGAAGAUGAGGGGGAGCCUGAGUCCCCCUCGAGCGGCUCGGACUGUAGCGAUGACCUGGAGCCUGAGUGGCUCGACGAUGUCCAGAAGAACGGGGAGCUCUUUUACCUGGAGCUGAGCGAGGGAGAGGAGGAGGCUGCACUGGUUCAGUCCACUGUCGCUCAGGGACUGGCCACCAAUCACGUGCGCUUCAGUGAGCAAGAGGCGGAAAUCAUCAGCGACAGUGGCAGGUGCAAGGAGAGCAUCAAGAGGGAGCCCAAGCUGAAGAGACUGGUCAAGAUCUUGAAGAAGAAGAAGAAACAGCCUUCAGAGCGGCGCGGACACAGCAAGCGCUCUUUAGGUUCAGGUUCGGCUUCCAGCCGAGGUGGCGCCAGCUCCUUGCAGCCCGCCUCCAUCCUCAAGAACCAGGCUGGCCAGCGGUCCGGGGUGUCGGUCCAGCAGCAGCAGCACCUGAAGGAGGUGCGCGUCUACCUGAACCCGAGGCGGCUGGGCGGCUGCUCGCCCACUCCUGAGCGCGGCGGCCUGCUGGAGGCGCUGCUGGGGGUGCUGCACCGGCCCGCAUCGGCCGAGGGGGCCACGGGUAGCGGCGGGCGCGGACAAGAGAAACUCGCGGUCCAUGGCCUGGUGCCAAACAGCCCUGCCAUGAAGUGCGCGCAGAUCCUUGUUGGGGAUGUCUUGGUUGCCGUUGACGAUGUGGACGUGACGCCAGAGAACAUCGAGCGAGUGCUCUCCUGCAUCCCGGGCCCAACGCAGGUGAAGCUGACACUGGAAACGGCCUCCCCGUGCGAAGGCGCGAACUCGGGGCGCCCUGGCGGUCGGCCGUCGGCCCAGGUCGGCCAGCUGGUGAAGCUCCUGUGGGGUGAGGACACGGCGGAGCUCCAGAUGUCCAUCAGCCACAUCCCGCACAUCAUCAUGUACCUCUCCCUCAAGCUGGAUUCAGAAUCCAGCAAAGAAGAGCAAGAGAUCCUCUACCUGUAUCCUGUAUCUGAGGCAUCCGGCCAGCUGAAGGGGGUCCGGGGCGUCUUCCUUACGCUGUCUGACAUGCUGGAGGGCGUUACGGGGGGCCGCAUCGUCAGCUCCUCCCUGCUGCUCCGCCAGCACUUGGUGCACGUGGGCUACUGGAAGGAAGGGGGCCACCUGCUGGUCGUCGGCCUGCCUGCAGAAAGGGUCCCGCUGCUCCAGCUGAGCACGGUGGUGGGGGGCGUGGCACGCACGCUCGCAAUCAUGUUCGGGUCCUUGGACAGGGCCUUCUGUGAGCCGGACCACGGCUCCCGACUCGACCACUUCUUCUGCCUCUUCUUCCAGAGACUCCUCCAGCCAUCCUGGCUCACCGAGGCCCCCGGAACCCUUCCUCCCGAUGUCUCCGGGGCCCUUUUCCAGGACGGGCUGCCUGGAGUGCGCUGGUUGAGCCUCCCCCCGGAAAUGAAGGUGGAGAUUGACACAAUUCUGUCUGAUUUUGAGUCAUCAGACUUUGGAGAAAUGUCGGAGGACUUCUUUGGCUUGCGCCGACUCUACGUCACGCUGGGCUCCUGCCUCUUCUACAAGGGCUACCUCAUUGCGAACCACUUGCCAAAGGAAGACCUGCUGGAUGUGUCACUCUACUGCCAACACUACUGCCUCCUGCCCCUGGCUUCUGAGCAGCGCAUAGGCCAACUCGUCAUCUGGAGGGAGCUGUUCCCCCAGCGGCGCUCCCCACUGGCUCCGCCCACCUCGUCUCCGGGCUACGGCAACACGCACGGCCGCUGCUUCCUCCUCAUCGUGGGGCUGAGGCACUUCCUGCAGUGCGUGCUGCUGGAGGCUGGCGGGUGUGCGGCCCCUGCCGUGGGGGAUCCGGGGCCUGACUGCGUGUACGUGGACCAGGUGAAGGCCACCCUCCUGCAGCUGGAGGGGCUGGAGGGUGCGCUGGAGGAGCGUCUGGCCACACCCCCCAUCCCCUGCCUGUCCUGUGCCGACUGGUUCCUGCCUUCACCCCGCGAUCGGCUGGACACGGCGACAGCUUCACCCGUCUUCGGCAGGCUGUCCAGGAGGAGCCCGUUCACGGACGCUCGCGGUCGAAGGACGAGCCCCCAGCGCAGCUUGUCAGACAGCGGCAGCGAGGGCCCAGGAGACUCGACCCCCGACGUCAACAGGAAGCUGGGGGGACGUCGGGACUCGCUGGGCUCCGGGGGCUCUGACGGCAGCGGUGGAAGUGGGAGCCUCUUCAAGAUCCCUAGGAAGCGGCACCCAAACCCUUUCUACCUGGGCACCCUGAAGAAAAGUUUGUCCGAGAGGGAGACCGAGGAGAUGUACAACACCAUGAAGCUCACUUCGGGGGCAGAGAACACGCUCUUCCACUACGUGUUCAUGGAGACAGUACAGGGCGUGUUCAUCGCUCCCACCCACCGCGAGGUGGCCCAGCUCAGCGGCGCCAUCCAUCCACAGCUCAUCCGCAACUUCCACCGCUGCUGCCUGUCCAUACGGGCCACUUUCCGGCAGAGCUUGGCGUCUUUGGAAAAGUAUGGUGGAGAUGUUCCUCAGGGGGCUUGUGGGCUCGGCCUGGUGAAGGAGCACGGUGUCCUGUUCCAGUGCAAACCCGAGAACUGGACGGACCAGAAGAAGCCUGCACCCACCAUGACCUACUGGGUCAUCGGGGUCCAGCUGGCAGACUGACUGCAUCCUGCUGCAUCCCACUACUGAGCGCCACCAUGUCUCCUAUCAACAUUGUAGCUCAAUGUGUCUAAUUGCCGUUCAAAGCCUUCGAGAGUUAAGUAUGAUUGUGGAAAUUUUGGAUCACAUUCAGUAAUCAUUUUGAUACAACCAAUUUAAAUGGAACACUGUCUUUGCAUAACUAGAUAUAAAAAUAUGUUUUGCUGCAUCAUCUGAGUUGUACAUGUGCAUCUUUUGUGGUUGUGUUUUUGUUGUUUUACAGUAAAUGGGUAUUCUUUCCUAUGUGCCCAGUAGACUUAAUUACAGUUUCAGUAACGGGAACUGCACAGUCUGACCGCAAGACCCUACAGCGAGUGGCAAGAACAACUGAAAAGUUCCUCUUCCCACCAUCGACUCAUCAUACAAAAACUGCUGCAUCUGCAAAGCCACCAGCAUUUUGGACGACCCUUCUGACCCCUCUCAUGGACUCUUCAUCCUGUUGCCAUCUGGUAGAAGGUGUAUGAGCAUCUGUGCCACAACCAGCAGACUCCGCAAGUUUCUUCCCGAAGGCAGUCAGGCUACUCAACACCCUGCUGCCGCCCAACGCUCACCUGGCACAGUGAAACAGCGAAGCCAGCACUACGCUACACCACAACUACCUACAGCUCACAGCCAUGUCCAUGUCCACAUCCCGUCCUGU
Molecule: messenger RNA, 3501 nt
Organism: Scleropages formosus (Asian bonytongue)
Lineage: Eukaryota; Metazoa; Chordata; Actinopteri; Osteoglossiformes; Osteoglossidae
Gene: intu
Product: inturned planar cell polarity protein
Exons: 16
Coding region: 129-2825 (898 amino acids)
Biological process (GO): cilium assembly; vesicle-mediated transport; establishment of planar polarity
Cellular component (GO): cilium; cytoplasm
Molecular function (GO): protein binding
Source: RefSeq, a predicted model, not a curated record